AUGAACAACUUGGACAAUAUGAAUAAUAAUGGUGAAGACUCACAAAAAUGGAUUCUGGAUCCCAGCGAGAUCGAUGUGAUGGUCGAAGUACCGAUAAACGACGGUGGCGGCGGCGACAGAAAUGGGAGCUUCAAAAGGAGGGAUGAUGAUCAUGGGGUUUCAAGGCCUGGGAUGAGGCUUGGAAGAAGGAAAUCCAAAGCUGAAAGAGGCCUUAAAAGCUUGAGAUUUUUGGAUCGUUCUGUGACUGGCAAUGAAGACGAUGCUUGGAGAGCAAUUGAGAGUCGAUUCCAUCAACAUGCUAUUGAUGAUAAGCUUCAUAAAGAUAAAUUUGGACUUUGCAUUGGAAUGGGAGGAGAUUCAAAGGACUUUGCAUGUGAAUUGUUUGACACAUUGGUGAGGAGAAGGAGGCUAUGUUCAGCAGAUGGGAUUACAAUGGAAGAAUUACAUGGUUUUUGGCAAGACAUGACUAACCAAGAUAUGGAUUUUCGCCUACAAAUAUUCUUUGAAAUGUGUGACAAAAAUGGUGAUGGGAAGCUUUCAGAGGCAGAAGUAAAGGAGGUGAUAAUCUUGAGUGCAUCUGCAAACAAGCUAGGAAAUCUCAAAAGCCAAGCAGGUUAUUAUGCAUCUAUGAUCAUGGAAGAGCUUGAUCCAGACCAUCUUGGAUAUAUUGAGCUAUCACAACUUGAAACUCUAUUGAGGGAAGUUAUGGCAUUUGAUCAAGAUAACAGCAAGAUUAUGACUAAGAAGACAUGUACUCUUACAAGAGCCAUGAUUCCUAAAAGAUACCGAACUCCAGUGAGUCGAAUGGUGUCGAGGACCGUCGAGCUCGUCCAUGAUAAUUGGAAGAGGAUAUGGGUGAUCGUAGCAUGGCUAGCGAUAAACGUGUCGUUAUUCAUUUGGAAGUAUAAUCAAUACAAGAAACAUAAGGCAUUCAAAAUCAUGGGGCAUUGUCUUUGUGUUGCAAAAGGUGGAGCUGAGACAACCAAAUUCAAUAUGGCAUUGAUUCUAUUGCCAGUUUGUAGAAGUACUCUCACAAGACUAAGGUCAACAUUUCUAAGUAAAAUCAUUCCUUUUGAUGAUAAUAUAAACUUCCACAAAAUAAUAUCAUUUGGGAUAGUGAUUGGGACUUUUCUUCAUGUGUUUAUGCACAUAACUUGUGAUUUUCCAAGGCUAAUUGCAUGCCCUAGAGAAAAAUUUAUGGUGCUUCUUGGGCCUAAUUUCAAUUACAAAAAGCCAAGUUUUCAAGAUUUGGUGAGAAGUACAGCUGGGAUUUCUGGAGCUUUAAUGUUGAUUAUUAUGGGGUUUUCAUAUGUUUUGGCCUCACAUCAAUUCAGAAGAAAUGUUAUUAAGUUGCCUCCACCUCUACAUCAUUUGGCUGGCUUCAAUGCAUUUUGGUAUUCUCAUCAUUUGCUUAUUGUGGCCUAUGUUCUCUUCAUAAUACAUGGCUACUACCUCUUCUUAGUCACCAAUUGGUAUGCUAAAACGACAUGGAUGUAUUUAGCAAUGCCAAUGUCUUUAUAUGCUAGUGAGAGACUUCUUGCAUCAGUGAAUGAGCUCAAGCAUAGUGUUGACAUUAUUAAGGCAGUGAUAUAUACAGGGAAUGUUCUUGCAUUAUAUAUGACAAGACCUCAAGUAUUCAGAUAUAAAAGUGGAAUGUAUUUGUUCAUCAAGUGCCCAGAUAUAUCAGGUUUUGAAUGGCAUCCCUUCACUAUCACUUCUGCACCAGGAGAUGAUUACUUGAGUUGUCAUAUCAGAACAUUAGGAGAUUGGACUGCAGAGCUUCAUAACAGGUUUGCAAAGGUAUGUGAGAUGGAGAAUGCACAAGCAAGAAAGGGAAGUAUGGUUAGGAUGGAAACUAAAGCAUAUAAUGCCAAUAGCUAUUCUCAAUUAAGUUUCAGAUAUCCAAGAAUUCUCAUCAAGGGGCCAUAUGGUGCUCCAGCACAAGAUUACAAAAAGUAUGAUAUUCUCUUCCUUAUAGGGCUUGGUAUUGGGGCAACUCCGAUGAUCAGCAUUAUAAAAGAUGUUUUAAACUCCAUCAAGCCAGUUGACGCUUAUAGUGUGAGUAAUAGUAGGAGAGGCCCUGAAAGAACAUACUUUUAUUGGAUUACAAGAGAACAAGGCUCAUUUGAGUGGUUCAAAGGUGUUAUGGAUGAUAUCUCUGAAUAUGAUCAUGAUCAUGUAAUAGAAAUGCACAAUUACUUGACUAGUGUAUAUGAGGAAGGAGAUGUAAGAUCUGCCCUUAUAACCAUGGUGCAAAAGCUCCAACAUGCUAGGAAUGGAGUUGAUGUUCUCUCCGAAAGUCGGAUACGGACUCAUUUUGCUAGACCAAACUGGAGGAAGGUGUUCAUGGAAUUGGCAAGUAAUCACAUGGGUUCACGUAUAGGUGUGUUUUAUUGUGGAAGUGCUACACUCACUCAAACAUUAAGGAAACUAUGCCAUGAAUUUAGCUUAAGCUCUACCACUCGCUUUCACUUUCACAAGGAGAAUUUCUAG
Molecule: messenger RNA, 2493 nt
Organism: Benincasa hispida (wax gourd)
Lineage: Eukaryota; Viridiplantae; Streptophyta; Magnoliopsida; Cucurbitales; Cucurbitaceae
Source: RefSeq, a predicted model, not a curated record